GUGGAGUUUGCAUGUUCUCCCCGUGUCUGCGUGGGUUUCCUCUCACAGUCCAAAGACAUGCAGGUUAGGUGGAUUGGCGAUUCUAAAUUGGCCCUAGUGUAUGGGUGUGUUUGUGUGUGUCCUGUGGUGGGUUGGCACCCUGCCCGGGAUUGGUUCCUGCCUUGUGCCCUGUGUUGGCUGGGAUUGGCUCCAGCAGACCCCUGUGACCCUGUGUUCGGAUUCAGCGGGUUGGAAAAUGGAUGGAUGGAUAUUAUUAAUUAGAUUCUUCUGGAAAAAUAUCAGCGCACAUCAUGGAAAUGUAAUUCAUAUGAGAACUGAAAACGGGGACUUAACCAGUGAUUGAAGGGAAGAAGCAUAUUAAUAGCUUGGCUUCCUUUCAAAUGUGAUUAUUUUAGAUGAAUGAGGCCAUUGUAAUAACAAAGCAAACUAAAAAUGAAUACCACAUUGAAACAAAUAUAAACACAAGACCACUGAUAGACAAUGAGUUCCUGACAGUAAAGACCUUUUCUUUUUGCCUUUUACCGCAGGACAUCCAGACCUCCUUUUCCAAACUGCUGAGGGAAUGUCUGACUUUGGCUUUCGUCUCUUGGAGGUGGGCAGUUUGGCAGUGAAAAGAGCUACAGACAGUAGCAAUCUGAAACUCAACUCAACUGGUGACGUCAAGCAAGAAGAUAAUCCGACUGAUUUUGUUGGGCUAAUGGAUGCUAGUUUGGAGAAGUUCAUCUCUGUUAAAGAGGAUGACUCUGAGGUGGAAUGCCCUCCUAUAAUUAAAAUGGAGGUAAUUGCCGUGAAGCGUGCAGGUGAACAUUUAAAUGAAUUUGGUGUAUAUAAUGAAAAUGAGCCCCAUCUACGAACUACACAGAGUAGUCCGACUUCAGUCCAUGAGGAACGCCGACCUGAAGAUAAACUUGCGUUGGGAUGUAAUUCAACGGUGGAAAAAUGCAUUGACAAGCUGCAACAAGACCAAACUGUAAAAACAAACAUGUAUGAAACGUCUUUCAGUAUAUUUGACAGCCAUAAAAGACAUGCAUAUAAUGCCACAGAAAAUAAAGCUUACAGACGUACUGGAAAACCUACGGCAGAAAAAUCACACAAUUGUAUCGAAUGUGGGAAGACUUUCCGUCUGGCUCAGCACCUGAAACAACACCAGAGGACUCACACAGAGGAGAAACCAUACCAGUGUACUGAAUGUGGGAAGACGUUCCGCCAGGCUCAAAACCUCAAACACCACCAGAGAAUUCACACGGGAGAAAAACCGUAUCAGUGUACUGAGUGUGGGAAGAACUUCACCUGGGUGGAAAGCUUUAAACUCCAUCAGAGGAUUCACACAGGGGAAAAACCGUAUCAAUGCACCGAAUGUGGAAAAGCCUUUAAUCAGGCGUCAACUCUUAAGCACCAUCAGAGGCUUCACACAGGGGAAAAACCGUACCGGUGUACAGAAUGCUUAAUGACUUUCACUAGAGCAGCACAACUUAAGCAGCAUCAAAAAAUUCACACCGCACCAAAACUGAACAAAAUGUCUGAGAGUGGACUGGCAUUCAGUGAAGCUACUUUUCAUCGGGCAAUCCAUGCCAUCAGAAAAGUCUUCCCGUGUACAGAAUGUGGAAAGAAUUUCUGCCGGAUGGAGAGUCUCAAACAGCAUCAGAGAAUUCACACGGGGGAGAAACCAUUCCAGUGUACUCGGUGUGCAAAACAUUUUAGCUGGGCGGAAAGCCUUAAACUCCACCAGAGGAUUCACACGGGAGAAAAACCGUACCAGUGUACGGAGUGUGGAAAGGCAUUCGGUGAUAGUGGAAAACUAAAACGUCACCAGCGGAUCCACACUGGAGAAAAACCGUACCAGUGCUCAAUUUGCGAAAAGACGUUCAACCAGGCAGCAACCCUUAAGCACCACGAGAGAAUUCACACGGGUGAAAAACCGUACUUGUGUACGGAAUGUGGAAAGACUUUCAACCAGAAUUCAAGCUGUAAAAAGCACCAGAGAAUUCACCAUGGAGCAAAAAAUGUGCAAAUGUCGACGGAUUUGGAGCCUGGCAGUAGUACACUUUAAAAAACAUAAAUGUUUUCAUGAGGUAUUUAAACAAAUGUAUAUAAGUUAUGAAAGGAAAAUAAGUUUAAUAUAAUGGUGAGGCUUAAAAUUCAUUUUAUAUACAAAUUGUAAUAGAGCAAUGAGAGAGAGAGAGAAGUUGGGAGCAGGCAUUGAUACAGCAUGUUGCCGCACCCACCAGACGACGGACCACCUGAUUGUAGCCAUGCAAUGGGUGACACCUCAGCACCACACUGUAACAGUGACUGGAGUGCCAAUCCUGACACCAACCCCCAAGUGUUUCCUUGAAACUUGGAGGACCUGCUUGCAGGGCUGGAUGCCGAUUGAUGUCAUACUCAUGAUGAAGCAAUUGCUGGUUAAGGCCUUGCUCAAGGGUCCAACGAUGCGUAGAGUUACUUCUGGCAUUUACAGGAUUCAAACCAACAACCUUCUGAUUGCCAGCGCAGAUCUUUAGCCUCAGAGCCACCACUCUGCCCCAAUAGAGCGAUGGAAUUCAGAUUAUUCCGAUUAAGUUACCAAGUAGUGUGGCAGACAGUAAGACUUUACGGGACUUUCAAAAGUUGACUUGAUGGUUUUUUGGAAGAGAUAAGUGGAUAGGACUGGCGAGCUUUGUUGGGCUGAAUGGCCUGUUCUCGUCUAGAGUGUUCUAAUGUUCUAAUUAUUGUAUCUGUGUUAAUUUCAUUAAUUCAGAUAAUCUAUUCAUUCAUUUUCUAACUUGCUUAUGCAGUUCAAUAUG
This is a messenger RNA of Erpetoichthys calabaricus (reedfish), 2783 nucleotides long. Its product is annotated as zinc finger protein 501-like. The record is from RefSeq and is a predicted model, not a curated record. Lineage: Eukaryota; Metazoa; Chordata; Cladistia; Polypteriformes; Polypteridae. The coding region runs from base 563 to 2050 and encodes 495 amino acids. The transcript has a single exon.